UCGGGCGCGUGUAGACAAAAUGUACGAGUCAUUUGUCAACAUCCAAUUUUGUUUUUUGUACCUACUGGAAAAAAUUUUAUCGAUACGGUAUUCUGUAAAGGCAAAAGUCCAUGAAACAAAAUAAGAACCGGACAAAAAAUAGUAGAGUCGAUUUCAUUGUUUUUUUUGGAUAUCCGAAAAAAAACUGAAAAACAAAUUACUUGAAGAUUCUAAAUUGGAUUACUGAAGGUAUUGUCCUUUUUAUACGGUAAUAUGCAUUAAAGAAAAUGCUUGUCUGACAGAUAUUAACAUUACAACUACUUUUUCUUGGUCCUUUUUUGGUUGAAAUAUAUGUUUAGUGUUAAACAAGUAGACAAGAGAAGAGGCGUCCAAGGGAUUAGCAUUGGUGAUUUUUUUCUUAUGUCAAGAAAGGAAGCGAAAAAAAGAGGUUGAUUAAAAGGAAGACUUUACAGAAGCCAUGAUCAUUUCGGAAUCGUACAUGUGGUUUUCAAACAAAUCCAUUUUAUGACCGAGGAACCAAAAUGGCGUCAUCACUUACAGCGAUAGGUUUCAUUUGGUCUGUUUUAUCAAUCGUAGCCGCAAUAUUGUGCUGUUCCGGAUUUUAUUUGCCCUUCUGGAUCCAGGGGCGCUUGUUAGGGAAAGUGGAUGCAUACUUCAGCUCUUUCAGACGGUGCAACUAUCCCUCCGUCAACUCCCGAGGGACUGUCGAGAUAGUCGAAGAAUGUGGACGUUACACCAGCUUUUGGGAUAUACCAAGUCAUUGGUGGCAAGCAAGUACGAUCCUGGUGGGGACCGGAAGCGCCCUAAGUCUUCUUAUAGCGGUUACGGCCACUGCAGCAUGCUGCUUGACAUAUGUCAUUCACGCCUACACAGCAAAAUUUGCAGGGUCUUUGCAACUCUUUGCAGCUCUACUAAUCCUCGCGGGAACAGCAGUGUAUCCAGUGGGAUGGGAUAAUCGAGAAGUGCGAGAAUCCUGCGGGAAUACGAGCCAUAUCUACAAAUUAGGAUCUUGUCAAGUUGCUUGGUCGCUAUAUUUAUUGGCAGCUGCGAUCCUGCUCCUAAUAGUGUGUUUCGGUCUAAGUUUUUGGACAUCUCGGGUGGGAGUCGGGUCGUUCCGGAUCUGAGUAUACAGCGCAGGCGCGCUGCCAAACAUCAACGCAAGCGCGCUAUUAUCAACAACAUAGGAACGAAACAAUUCGACCAAUCGCAAAGCGUCGUGGAUGUGGAUAAUGUGACGUCAGUCAGUGAACAUGCCCGAAAGGUUACGAUUGGAUCCGAUUGCUUACUACUCUCACCCGCUAUGCUAGCCUUGGAUGGGUGUCGGUUCGAUGAAUUACCGAAGUGUUUAAAACAGGCUGAUGCGAAAUUUUGAGUUUAUUUCAAAUGGAAUGUAGCAUACAAAUGUAAUAUACUAUAAAUAUAAUUAGAUCUAAAAGAA
This is a messenger RNA of Agrilus planipennis (emerald ash borer), 1438 nucleotides long. RefSeq names its product LHFPL tetraspan subfamily member 6 protein-like. The coding region runs from base 522 to 1124 and encodes 200 amino acids. NCBI's taxonomy places the organism in Eukaryota, Metazoa, Arthropoda, Insecta, Coleoptera, Buprestidae. Gene Ontology annotation, cellular component: membrane. The transcript has 6 exons. The record is from RefSeq and is a predicted model, not a curated record.